Messenger RNA from Biomphalaria glabrata, 3103 nucleotides. RefSeq lists its product as uncharacterized. Gene Ontology annotation, cellular component: endoplasmic reticulum membrane. Bases 238 to 1758 code for a protein of 506 amino acids. Gene Ontology annotation, biological process: sterol biosynthetic process; brassinosteroid biosynthetic process. The record is from RefSeq and is a predicted model, not a curated record. Gene Ontology annotation, molecular function: oxidoreductase activity, acting on the CH-CH group of donors, NAD or NADP as acceptor. Lineage: Eukaryota; Metazoa; Mollusca; Gastropoda; Planorbidae. The transcript has 3 exons.
CAUCUUGUUCGUAGCUCGCUGUCUUCCCGGGUUCUAGUCUAGACAGAACGGAAUAUUCGUGUACGUCUCACUCAGGAAUGUUCAUGUUUAGAUAGCAGACAGGAGGGAAAGAGUGGUAAUGAGUUUUUAUGUGGAGAUCGUCACUCACUCCCAACACACGUGCGUUGCUUACAAGAAUCGAUGUUCACAGUUUUUAAGCCUGGUACCUAACAAUAUUCGUAUUCUGUGCUAAGUAAUAUGGAAACCUGCCCAAGUGAACCAUCUGACAGUGGCAGCCCAUUAAAAACCAUGGUUGACACUGCCGAAGCUGAGCAGCUUUUACGCCAAGGGCUUGGCAAGAGAAUGGUUCGAGGAGACGGAAUCAACAGGAGCACUGCGGUUUCUGGAGACUCAGACAUGUUGAGUGGAGGAAUUCAUCACUAUGAACAAAUCACCCAGAGUGCUCAAUCUCAGAGACUUAAAAGGUUCCUGACCACCACCGUCAUGCCAGUAUUUCUCUUAGCAUUUACCCCCAACCUAGUGGUCAUCAUCUGGUACACAGUCAUUCACUGUGAGGGCAGUUACCUCAAGAUGCUGUCUGUCUUCUCACACCGCUCCAUUCUUUCAGGACUGUCAGACAUGUGGAGCCUAAUGAACUAUCCGUCUCCUGUGGUCAUUUGGACAUUAGUUAUUUAUUGUGUUUAUGCUCUAGCCAUGAUGAAGCUAUUACCCGGUGAAAAUGUAACUGGUCCAGUCACCCCAAAAGGAAAUGUUCCAGUGUACAAAGAUAAUGGGUUUAUUUAUUUUGUUGUUACUAUUUGUCUUUUCUGGGUGCUGACUAUCUGUUUACACCCCUUUGGUAUUUCUCCAUCAAUUCUAUAUGAUAAAUUUGAUGAGGUUAUUUAUGCCCUGAAUGCAUUUAGUCUGAUAUUUUGUGCAUUCCUUUAUAUUAAAGGAUUGUUAACUCCAUCAUCAACUGACUCUGGAUCAUCUGGAAACAUAAUUUUUGAUUAUUAUUGGGGCAUGGAGCUCUAUCCCAGGGUUCUAGGCUUUGACAUCAAAGUAUUUACUAACUGUAGAUUUGGUAUGAUGGUCUGGGCACUUCUAGUCUGCAUACACUCUGUCAAAAGUUUUGAACUGUAUGGAUUUGUUGACUCCAUGUUUGUUUCAGCUUUCUUGCAAAUCAUGUACAUUACCAAAUUUUUUUGGUGGGAGUCAGGCUACAUGAGAACCAUUGAUAUUAUGCUGGAUCGGGCUGGCUAUUAUAUAUGUUGGGGUUGCCUGGUCUAUGUGCCUAGUCUCUAUGCCUCUGUGACAUUUUAUUUAGUAAGUCAUCCUAUACAUCUUGGCCCUGUCGUUACUACCAUUUUCCUAUUUCUUGGUGCACUCAACAUAUAUAUCAAUUAUGCUGCAGAUGUGCAAAAGCAGGAAGUGCGAGGUGCCAACGGAAAUUGUUUGAUCUGGGGAAGAAAACCUGAAAUCAUUAGGGCUAAGUACCAGCUAGAAAAUGGGGAUGAAAAAGAAAGCAUUCUGUUGGCCUCGGGAUGGUGGGGCUUGUCUCGACAUUUUCACUAUAUACCUGAAAUUAUGCUUGCUUUCUUCUGGUCAGCUCCAGCCCUCUUCGACAAUAUCAUGCCCUAUUCAUAUGUCAUUUGGCUCUUUAUUUUGCUCACACAUCGCAGCUACCGAGAUGACACAAAAUGCAACAAGAAGUAUGGCCUUUUUUGGCAUCAGUAUUGUAAGAAAGUACCUCACAAAAUUGUACCCUAUUUGUUCUAAAGUCUGGUGCAAUACGUGUAUUUAUUGAGUUGUAUCUUGAAGUGAAAACUUGUAUUGGCAAUUUAAACACAUGAAGGGUAGUAAGAAGUGGUAACUUUGCACUCAUACCAAAUGACUUCUUCCAUAUUCUCCAAAGAUACUCAAGUUUGUUUUUUUUUGAACUGCUUUAAUAUUAUGUGUACAAUUGACAGGGGGACAAUCAGCACUUAUAUAUAUAUAUAUAUAUAUAUGAAUUGAUAUUUUAUUGUUUCAUAUGUUCUCCAGUUUUAUAGCUUUACUUUAUUUUGUACCGUACAAGUUGGUUUUUUUUUAUAUUGAAAGAAUAUCACAUUUUAAUACUAAAUGUAGUCUGUGUUGCAGUAAUUGAAUAUUGUCAAUGUGUAACCACAACUGCAUAAUUGUUCUGUUUCUUGGUUGUCAUUUUGUAUUUAUUGUGAGGAUGUUACUGAACUAAAUAAGUGCUUGGUUCGACUUGCUGAUAUUGUACUGCAAGUAAAAAAAAAAAUUCUAGUCAUACUAUUCAACUACAAUGAUACUGAUGUAAAGAAUGAUAAUGCUAAAUGCAAGGAGUAAAAACUUUAUUGUAUGAGAAUUACUAAACAUUAAAAUAGAGUUAGGCCAACUAAAAACAUGAACAUACUUGAUUUUGUUUAUUUUUUGGUACCCGGUACUGGUAGCUUGAAAUUCUGAUUUCCAAUCAUUUUCUUGCAUACAAAAUUUUAAAAAGCAGCUUUUAGAAAGUUUAAAUCUUCAGUUCUGAAAUGUCAAGGUUUCAGCAAUAGGUAUAUGUACAGGUCUGUCGGAAACCACUUUGAGAAAUGGAUGUUAUUAUGCAGCGUUUGUUAAGAGGCUAGUUGGUUUUAUCUUGUAAGCUUUUAUAUUUACCAACACCGGUAUUUUAAAUCAAUAGUAAGAGACAAAUAAUACAAAUUGAACUACAUGGUAUCAUAGAUAUGUGAAUCAAAUCCAUAAUGAAUUACCAUAAUUAUGAAUUUUAUUGCCUAUUUUAAAGCUAGUACAGGUAUUUGUAAUCUUCAUUGCAGUUUGGUAAAAUUUUGUUGGCUUGGCUAAUCCAAUGAUAUCUUAAGAAAGUUUUCUGUCAAUUCAUUAUGCACUGGCUUUAAGUAUAGGUUUGCGUGUGUAUAUAAAUGUUCUGUAGAAAUAAAUAAUGCUCAUAUUUUUUUGUACAAACUAAACACAAAAACAUGUUGAAUGUACCAGUAUACAUUUUUUGUUUUUAAUUUUUUUGACUUAGUUACACAAACAAGAUGUAAUAUUUGAGUUUUGUGACAAAGUUCAUUUGAACACUUCCAAUUGAAUAAAAGUUGUCUUUGACUUGUUCUUA